Molecule: messenger RNA, 6512 nt
Organism: Dermochelys coriacea (leatherback sea turtle)
Lineage: Eukaryota; Metazoa; Chordata; Testudines; Dermochelyidae
Gene: KCNS1
Product: potassium voltage-gated channel modifier subfamily S member 1
Exons: 3
Coding region: 2233-3654 (473 amino acids)
Biological process (GO): regulation of delayed rectifier potassium channel activity; potassium ion transmembrane transport; protein homooligomerization
Cellular component (GO): membrane; voltage-gated potassium channel complex
Molecular function (GO): delayed rectifier potassium channel activity; protein binding
Source: RefSeq, a predicted model, not a curated record
UCGGCCGAGAGGGGCAGAGGGCAGCUCGGAGCGCCUCCAAUGCCCCCUGAUCCCUAAGGAGUUUUUUCUCGCAGUGGAUACAAGGGGAACUUCCAGACGGUGCCUAGCACUGAGCUGUCCGCUGGCUCCUGGGGCGGACGGGCUGGGCUUCAAAAGGCAGAGGAUGGGCGCGGGCAGCCCGCUCCCGGGGAGGCUGGGCAGGUGCCUCGCGCUCACCCAGCGCAGCAGCGGCCGGAGGGAGCCCGCAGCAGGCACCGCGCAGCCCGGGCGCUAGGAGAGCAGGAGCGAGGGCCGGCCACACAGAGGCAGGGUCCCAGCAUGGAGGCGCCAGGCUCUGGCCGGGCUCCCGGGAGAGGGCGCAGGGGCUGAGGGGCUGGUCCGGGAGGCGCACACGCACCGCUGCGGCUUGCUGGGCUGUCAGAGACCAGUGGAAGCUACGUCCAGCCACUCCAGGCCUUGGUGUUUUGCCCAGUGACCUAUGAACCCAUUAGAAAUCUAAAAAUGUCAAGUUCUCAAUGUUAUAAAAAGCGCAUGUCCUGGGGAUGCAGUUGUGUAACGUGGUGGUGAAUAAAGCUCAGCAAUGUGGCUGAAGAUGUCAAGGAAGAGCUUGUGUAUAAACUUCCAAUUGCAAACUCUUUGCUCCUUCCCUGUUGAAAAACAGGCUCUACACUCAGAGGAUUAAUAAUUAAUGGAUAUUACUUGAUCUCAUUCAAUCACAGAGAGAAAUCACAGGUUGGCAGCACUUAAAGGAACCUCAAAGCAUCAGUAGCUCCACUUUGAAGCCAGCAAGCUUUGGAAUAUUACAUUGAGAUCUUUUGAAAAGAAGUUCAGAGCAGGAAAAAUACCUCAUCAGCAAUAUCCCUGGAGUUGAGCCUCUACUAUCAUCACUGUGAAGUGCUAUAAGGGAAUCUCUCUGAUCAGAGCUCCAACCAUUGUGCUGCACAGCAGCAUUCACUAUUUUCACUAUCACUGCCCAGUCUUUCACAGGGUAAAUGGCCUCUGUGUGUGGUGUUUUGUUUUUGUGCAACUUGUGUGUUUGAGAAAUUCACCAUGCGACUGAAGCAGAGUAGCAAAGGGACUUUUUUGACACCAGGCUGAUCAAAACCAUCAACGAAAAACCCUGAGAAACUCUCUGUCCAUGGAGAAAUUUUAAUCUCUGAAACUGAGCACCAAUCUAAUGUCUGUUGGCAAAGAGGCCAGCACUCCUGUUCUGUCCUAUCCCACCAAAGGACUACUUUGAGAUAGGGUGGUGUGCAUCUUGCAAUGCAAACCCCUGCAUGUGAGCUUGAAAGAAUUCUAGUGUUAGAUUUUUAUGCGCAAAUUCUGUUUGCCCUAGCGGGCUUUAUGGGUGCAGAUUCUGAUACCUCUGGAAUCUUUAAAAGAUUCUGCAGGUGUUUGUACCAACAAAGGGCAGGUGUACAGUUUUGAGAGUUCAUAAGCAGAAGCCAGGUAGCCGUCCCUCUGAAAAUGUGUCUAGAUGGCUUUAAUAUCUGCACUUUCAUAAUUUCUGAUGUUAGUGGCAAAUUUUCCACCAAAAAUUUCAUUGAAAUAGGCACAUUCCCAUGAAACAUUCUGAUUUUGAUUAAACUUCAUUUUCUGAUGGACGAUUACUUUCUUAUUAGAGCUGGUUGAAAAAAAUGUCAAGAGUUUUUAAGGGUGUAAGGCUCUCUGACUGGAGAAUUGAUGAAAUGGUGAUGCUACAAGAGCUGACAGUAUAAACUUUAGUCUACAAAGAAGAGGGUUUUUUAGUCAUACUGUUUAAAACUCUUUUCUUUGUGGGGGAGGGGGGAAGGAAUAAACCCCAUCCAACGUCAAUUGCUAAUUAUCACUUUGAACAGGGGAAUCACCUCCAUCCUUUCAGUUAAGAUGCUGGAGGUCACAGUUAACUCCCUUAUGUCUCAGUAGCCCUCAACAAAACUGGAAGCUUACAUUUUGAAGGUAGAAAAGAAAAGUGGGGGAGAGGACAGAGGAGGAACCUCUCCAGAAGGGGGAAAAAAAAAAUCUUUUCAGGCCUUCUGGGUAACAUUUAACCCCCCCCCCCCAAUUUUAAGUCCUUUGCAGAUCAUCUUUAAAAACACAGGGAAAAUUAAUCCACUGCCACUCAGGAUGUAUCUGGCCCAUGACUUUUAACUGAACUUUUUUUUUUAAGACCACUGCUUAAAGAGACUGUACCUCUUUACUUCAACUGCACUGUAUUAUCUACAGGCUGAACCAGCAGCAGCUCCACUGAUCAUGGUCAACAAAACCUUGAACUACUGGGAUCCUGAUUUUGAGGACGAUGUCAUCAACAUUAACGUUGGGGGUCUGCGAAGAAGGCUCAGCUCCAGUGCUCUUUCUAAAUUCCCCAACACCCGGCUGGGGCGUUUGCUGUCCUGCGACUCGGAGGAGUCCAUCCUGCAGCUCUGUGAUGACUAUGAUGUAAGCGCCAGGGAGUUCUACUUUGAUAGAAACCCAGGCUUCUUCCUAUACGUGCUGCACUUCUACCAGACCGGGAAGCUGCAUGUCAUGGAGGAACUGUGUGUCUUCUCCUUCUGCCAGGAAAUAGAGUACUGGGGCAUCAACGAGUUCUUCCUGGACUCCUGCUGCAGCUACCGCUACCAUGAGCGUAAGCUGGAGAGCCGGCACUACAACUGGGAUGAGGAGAGCGAGGUCAGCAGCGUGGACACAUCCCCCGACGAGAUCUCUGACUUCAACCAUGACCUGCUCCGCUAUAGCACCCUGCGUUGUGGCAACUUGCGCAAGCGCCUCUGGCUCACCAUGGAGAACCCAGGCUAUUCCAUCCCCAGCAAACUCUUCAGCUUUGUGUCCAUCAGCGUGGUACUUGUUUCUAUAGCCACCAUGUGCAUCCACAGCAUACCCGAGUACCAGGUACUGGACGAGGAUGACAACUUGCUAGAUGACCCCAUCCUGCACAACCUGGAAUAUUUCUGCAUUGCCUGGUUCACCUUUGAAGUGUCCUCCCGUCUGCUCCUUGCGCCCAACCUGAAGAAGUUCUUCAAGCACCCGCUGAACCUGAUUGACAUUGUCUCAGUGCUGCCUUUUUACAUCACCCUCUUGGUGGAUGCGACAGUGGGCAGUGAGUCAGAGCUGGGGAACCUGGGCAAGGUGGUUCAGGUGUUCCGGCUUAUGAGGAUAUUCCGGGUGCUGAAGCUGGCUCGGCAUUCAACUGGACUGAGGUCACUAGGGGCCACCUUGAAGCACAGCUACAGAGAGGUGGGCAUCCUGCUGCUCUACCUGGCGGUGGGAGUCUCCGUGUUCUCCGGAGUGGCCUACACAGCCGAAAAGGAAGAGGAUGUUGGUUUCGACACAAUCCCUGCCUGCUGGUGGUGGGGGACAGUCAGCAUGACAACUGUGGGCUAUGGCGACGUGGUGCCGGUGACCGUGGCCGGCAAGCUGGCAGCUUCGGGAUGCAUUCUGGGUGGGAUCCUGGUGGUGGCUCUGCCCAUCACCAUCAUUUUCAACAAGUUCUCCCACUUCUACCGCAGGCAGAAGGCCCUUGAGGCUGCCGUGCGGAACAGCGACAAGAAGGAGCCCGAGGACUCUGAGAAUUAUCCCAGCCAGAACCAUGACUCAGAGGCUCUGGGGGAAGCCGUCCAGGUGGAAAGCAGAAAGGAUUUCCGUGACCUGACCAGAGACACCCUUCCUGCUCACUGACUGUACUGAGGCUAGAGAGUACGGCUCCUCUCUGGCACCUUCUGUCCUGGAGACGCAUGGCAGCAAGGAUCUGGUUUGUUUGGUACUGUCCCUUCUCCCCUCACCGCUUCUCUCACUGGAAGUGAACAGGAGCGGAGACUGCAGACCUGCUCACGGAGUGCAUUGUCCUUCUGCCAGGAUGAUGAAGCUACCAGAACUAGAACAAGAAUGACUCUGUAGUGCCCAAACUAUCCGGACAUUCAUCUGGCCUCCCUUAGCACUCCACACAAUGUUGGACUUCAUCCUCUGCUGAGCAAGGGCCAUUCAGAGCCAAGGGCUCAAAGCAGUAUGCCCAUCAGGUGCCAGCAGUUUGUCAUCUUGAGUGGGGCAGCACGCAGCAGCUGUAUCCAUUUGGGCACUUCUUGAAUUAACCAUAUUUACUGUAUUAAUGGCAAUGCUGUCAGUGCCCCCAAAAUGACCUAUAAGCAGGUGCUGUGAAAUUUGGAAUUAAACGUAAUGCACUUAGAAAAGGAAGCCAACGGAAGAAACAGGAAGACCUCAGUGUAUCCAACUAGCCUCCAGGAAUGGUUACCAAAGUCCUUGGUUAGCUAGGGGCAAUCAUCCUGCAGCCUAACGUUCUGUCAUUGUCCAUCAUAAUGUUAAUGCCCAGUCCCUAGUCCCCUUCCUCUCCCUCCCCUAGAGAAGAAGUGAAAUCCAAAUUGCAAUAGUGUUCACAAUGGAGAAAGUUGCCAAAGGAGGGGGAUGGAAUUCACGGCCUCACAAUGUCUUCUCUGCAGCACUGGAGUGUGAUGAGUAAGCCCAUCUCAGACCUGGCUGGUUGCCUUGUGGGUAUACAGUCAGGGCUGAUAUAAAUGCUGGGUCCCAUCCUCCUUACAGCUUCAGUCCUGGAAAAAGCCUAAGCUGGUCAUAUCCUUUCAGUAAAUAAAGAGGAAAAAUAAGGGUGAUAAGUUAAUGGGCCUAGAUACCGUGGUGAGGGGCGUACCAGGAAAAGAGAGAGAGAGUUACAUAGGAUGUUCUGUUUUACUACUAGUGCAUAGCUGAAGCUGGAAUCAUCCUCAGGUGUCCUUGGAAGGACCCUCAUCUCAGCGCAUGCGUUUGCCUUCAUUAGUGACAUGCAGUCAUGACACUUGCUGUGUUCAGAGCUUCAUCCCCCCAAGGAGCAAUGUUCUGGAGAGAGGCAGAAGGCUAUGUUUGCCCUGGGCUCUCUGACAUCACCUGGGAAGUCCUAGGAGAGAUCUCAGGCUGUGAGAUGACUCCAUGUUUGCCAGCAUUCUCCACAUGUUCCCCAGCCUGGCACUGAGCCACAUAGCAUACCUGUGUGAAACUGGCAUGGUGUGUAUUGGCCAGACAGCCAGCAAACCCACUGCUCACACCAAAUCUGCCCCAAGAGAUGUGUAGAGUGUGUGUUUGUUGGCAGAGCUUGCCAGUGCUCUGAUAGGAAAGCCCAGGAGAGAGCAGCUUUGCAAGAGAUUUGACAGAUGUAGCAAGAAGAGGCAAUGUCAUUGCUGCAUGUGUGAUGCCCUAAAGCAGAGUGAUAAACCAUGGCCUGUACUUAGACACAAGCUCUAUGAUCCCUAUAGGGUUUUUUUCCUUCAUUCUCACAGCUUUCUACCUCUGGCGAAAUUGCCGAGUACUGGCCAUUCUGCUGUUUGCAGUGACGGUUUGCUGCAGGCUAGUUACGUAGUGAAACAAAACUCCAAUGCACUGAACUGCUGGACAGGGUAUUCUGCUGUGUCUGGGUAGGGCUUGUGAAAUCUCCACACUUAGUUUUGGUUCCAAAUUCAGCCAUCUCUCGCUGACCCUCCCCACUGCUCUCCGCUGCCUCCUUGGAUGUACUCCAGUCCUUUCUAACUGUUACCCUCCAAGGCUUUUCAAACACCUCUUUGGCCCUUCCAGGACCCACCCCCCUGAAACUCCUCAUUCGCAUGGUUUUGCUCUACUCCCCACCCCACACCUGCAUACAGAGAGUGGCUAACGUCCAUCCCCAGAUCUCUGCCGGGAUGCGUUUUUGGUUCCAGAGACACAUUUUUAGAAGCAGCCAAGGCCUCGUUUUGCUCAUUCCGAUCCCUAACUUUUAGAAUCUAAGUUGCCCAGCACAUUCUUGCACCAUCACUGUCCCCCUCCUGAACCCAGCUCGCAAGCACAGGUGCUCAUCGCUUAACACUCCUGCACCCCCAUUCCUUACAACAGAGUUUAUCAUUUAGCAGAGCGGAGCUGGGAGCUAGCUCCAGAACACAGUGUGCACAUCCAAUGGGUGAUCUGACUGACCCCAGAUUGAAAGAAGAAAGCAUUGACUACCAUGUGUGGCCUCCGAUUUAUCAGCUCACUAAUGGAUAGGAAAUUGGGGUGCGAGGUGGGGAUUGCUGGCAGUUCCAGCCCCCAGUAAGGCUAAGCCCUGAAUGUAGAUGGGGGGAAACAGUCCCUGUGGGUUAAGGAAGAUUGAGACACGUUGGCAGAAGAAAGAGAGCACUUGAUGGGGGUGGGGGGAAGUUCAGACACUGGUUGUCUGUGUGUUUAGCAGAGUUUCAGGCUCUGCCAGGCUGCACCUUUCACCAGCCACAACAUUACUUGAGAAAAUGCUAACUUGAUUAUGCUAUUCCAGCCCUGGACUUCCUGUCCCCAGCUUUGCUGAUGCCCCUCACUUCUGACCUGUACCCCACUGCUAUUCCAUUCCUGGGCUCCAGCAUGCAGCGCAGCCCAUCCUCUGCAAUCCUGACCCGGGCACACACACCCCAUUGCAGUUCUGCAGUGUCCCUUUCCCAGUUGCCUGCACUUCUUAGGGCUGGGAUGCGGUGCCAGGGCAAUGAAGAUAUCAGUUCUCUAAUAUCCCCUGAAAACUCAUCACUAAGGCUAAGAUU